Molecule: messenger RNA, 3320 nt
Organism: Syngnathoides biaculeatus (alligator pipefish)
Lineage: Eukaryota; Metazoa; Chordata; Actinopteri; Syngnathiformes; Syngnathidae
Gene: eml3
Product: EMAP like 3
Exons: 24
Coding region: 259-3210 (983 amino acids)
Biological process (GO): microtubule cytoskeleton organization
Cellular component (GO): mitotic spindle
Molecular function (GO): microtubule binding
Source: RefSeq, a predicted model, not a curated record
AACACAGAAGCGAAUUACAAGUGACGAAUACUUGUGCGAACCGUGCAGAUCGUCGACAUGAUAGCGUCCACAAGUUAGACGACGUUGGCUGCAAAGCUCUCGGCUUCCGUGGCAACUUGGCGACACUGCCCUCGGCCAACAUGGGCACGAAGCGCACUUCUUUUGGCUCGCCUCGGGACUCGCGACGACACGCGUCAUAAAAAAAAUAUAUUUAUACAGUUUAAAAAAAAAACACACACACACACACACACAGAGAGAAUGGAGUCCGCGACAAACAGCCUGGAUGAGGCGUCAGCGGACGGCAGCGUGGAAUCCACCGACCGGGCGUCGGGGAUGGAAACGCGCGUUCAGGCGCAGGAGGACGAGAUCACGCUGCUCAAGGCCUCGCUGGCGGACGCGCUGCGCCGGCUCCGCCUCCACGAUCGGCUCCUCGCCGUCCUGAAGCAGCAGCUCAUCGCAGUAAAUCCCGCUUGUGCCGGACUCAUCGACCAAGUGUGCUGCCACGAGAACGCAAAGCUUUCCUCCAGUUUCGGUCUCGAUGACGGAGUCCUUCAGCGUGGUUCCAGUCGAUCGCCGCAAAGCGUCACGGCCGGCACAAACGGCCCCACGGCGCGCUCGACGUCAGCGGAACCGAGACCGGCGACGGCGGACCGGUCCACCCAGACGCGGGCGAGCGAGGCCGGCUGGGAUCCUGAGCCGAACGCGGGUCCGCACCUGGACGACGCCCUCCAUCCUCGGGCCAAGCUGCGCCGGGCCCCGAGCAUGGAGGAAGACGACGACGACCUGGAGGAUGAUGAAGAAGCGGCGGAGCAGGAAAAGGAGCCGAGUUGGACCGCGCCAGCGGAGGAACCCGCAGAGGGCGGCGCCGUCGUCGGCGUCCGGGGUGGAAGUCGUUCCCCGGAAGACGCUGACGCCGGCGCGCCUCCCAAUCAGAACCUCGGCCCAACAUCGAGCGCCGCCUCCACGGUCCGGCAAGGACCGCAGAAACCUCUACCCUGUACAGUUUCCACGUGCACUGCACUACCCAAACACUCCCUCGUCGUCUUCAGGGUGCGACGGAACAGCGAGAAAUUGGCAAACCUGAAGGGGCAAGUCAAGCGUCUGGAUAAGAAAGCGGCGUCCUCGGCCACCCUCCUCAACCACUCCCCGAGCUUCGAGAAUCGCGCCAAGGAGCUUGUCGCAAUCGCAGGAUCCCCUGGCUCCAGGAGAGGAACUUACAGUCAAGGGCAGUCGAUCAAAAUGUUCAUCCGGGGCCGUCCCAUCACCAUGUACAUCCCCGCCAACAUCCAAAAUUACGAAGACCUGAAGAUGGAGCUGCCCCCCGAGCGGCUGGAGCUGGACUGGGUCUACGGCUACCGGGGGCGAGACUGCCGGGCCAACCUGUACUUCCUCCCGACGGGCGAGGCGGUCUACUUCAUCGCCUGCGUGGUGGUCCUCUACCACAUCAGCAAGCGCACGCAGCGCCACUAUCGCAGGCACACGGACUGCGUUCGCUGUCUGACGCUACAUCCUGACAAAGUGCGAAUAGCAUCCGGACAGACGGCCAGCGUGGACAAAGACGGCAAGCCCCUGCAGCCUUGCGUGCAUAUUUGGGACUCGGGCACUUUGGUCACCCUGCAACACAUCGGACUCGGAACUUUCCAGAGAGGAGUGGGAUCGCUUGCGUUUUCCACAAUGGACUCUGGCGCGUUCCUGUGCGUGAUUGAUGAGUCCAACGAGCACAUGUUGUCUGUGUGGGACUGGGCCAGAGAUAGCAAGCAAGCUGAGGUCAAGAGCACCAACGAGACGGUGCUGGCUGUGGACUUCCACCCCAGCGACAGCAGCAACAUCAUCACCUGCGGUAAAUCGCACGUGUACUUCUGGACUUUCACCGCGGGGCAGUUCACCAAGAAGCAAGGCAUCUUCGGCAAAUACAAGAAGCCCAAGUUUAUCCAGUGUUUUGCGUUCAGCCUGACGGGUGAAGUUCUGAGCGGGGAUUCCGAGGGGAACAUCCUGACAUGGGGGAGGUCCGCCGCGGAUAUCAGAACUCUCGGCAAAGGAGCCAAAGAGACCUUCCAGAUCAUGCGCCAGACCAAAGCACACGAGGGCAGCGUGUUCACCUUGUGCACGCUGCAGGGCGGCGCGCUGCUCAGCGGGGGAAGCAAAGACCGCAAGGUCAUCCGCUGGAGUGCCGACCUGGCCCCCGAGCAAGAGUGUGAGAUUCCUGAGAAAUUUGGGGCAGUGCGCACCGUUGUGGCGAUGGCCGAAGACGAAGUGUUGGUUGGUACAACGAGAAACGCCAUCCUCAGAGGCACCUUCUCCAAUGGCUUUGUGGCCGUCGUGCAAGGUCACGUGGACGAAAUGUGGGGGCUGGCGACGCACCCGCAUGUCGACAGCUUCCUCUCCUGUGGCCACGACAGGCAGGUGUGCUUGUGGGAAACCGGCCAGCACACGCUCACCUGGUCCGUCACCCUGGAGGAGUACGGGUUGUGCGCCGACUUCUGCCCGAACGGAUCGGUGGUUUCGGUCGGCCUCAGCACAGGAAGGUGGGUGGUCUUGGACCUGCUGACCGCGGAGGUCGUCUCCGAGUCGGUGGACGGCAAUGAGCAGCUUUCAGUCAUGAGAUACUCUCCAGACGGCUGCUGUCUCGCGGUGGGGUCCCACGACAACUUCAUCUACAUCUAUAAUGUGACGGAAGGUGGACGCCGUUACUCUCGCUUUGGGAAAUGCAACGGCCACUCCAGUUUCAUAACUCACUUGGAUUGGUCCAAAGACGGGAAGUACAUCAUGUCAAAUUCCGGCGACUAUGAAAUUCUCUAUUGGGACAUUGCUGGGGGCUGCAAACUCUUGAGGAAUCGCUUUGAGAGCAAAGACCGCGAGUGGGCCUCCUACACGUGUGUGCUGGGCUUCCACGUCAUGGGCGUGUGGCUGGAGGGCUCCGACGGCACCGACAUCAACGCGCUGUGCCGCUCCCACAGCGAGAGCGUGGUGGCGGUGGCCGACGAUUUCUGCAAAGUUCACCUCUUCCAGUACCCCUGCCCCAAACCCAAGGCGCCCAGCCGCAGGUACGAGGGCCACGGCAGCCACGUCACCAACGUGCGCUUCACCCACAGCGACUCGCACCUGCUUUCCAUGGGCGGCAAGGACGCGUGCAUCCUCCAGUGGCGGGUGGUGCGAGGGGGCACUGCCGCCGCCGGCUCUCCCGAACCCGCCCCCGCGCUCCCCACCUAGGAGGCGACGGACUAUAGACGGUUGCCAGACAGAAUUUAUCGCCUGGACUAUUUUGUCUUCUGAGUACCAAAUGUGAUCCUUUUUUCAAUGAUAUUUGGAGAACAUUCCUG